AUGAUGAAACAAAACACACCUACAGACUUCACAAAAAUCAAUCAGGAGUCACUAAUAGAAAGAUUAUUCAGAUUCCUUGCAAUUUUGAUGGUCAUCUUAUUUCCGGUGGCCUUACUGAGUUGUUUUAAGGUUGUGAAACAGUACAAAAGAGCAGUAAUUUUGCGUUUUGGACGAGUGAGAAGUGACUCCCCUGCCGGGCCUGGUAUCAUUUGGGUGGUGCCUUGCACGGACGUUGUUUCGUUUGUCGAUCUCAGGACACAAUCCUUCAAUUUACUACCGCAGGAGAUUCUUACAAAAGACUCUGUAACUGUUACAGUAGAUGCUGUGGUAUAUUGUCAUGUUUUGAACCCUUUAAACUGCUUUUUCAAUGUCCAAUCUUACAAAUAUGCAACAGAGUUAUUGGCUAUAGCUAUUUUAAGAAAUAUUUUGGGUCAAUACACAUUGACCGAUCUGUUGACAAACCGUGAGUUAAUCAGCCAAGCGAUUCGUAAUGAAAUUGAUAAAGGAACUGUCGAAUGGGGCGUUGAAGUGGAACGCGUGGAAAUAAAAGAUGUAAUCUUGCCUUACGAACUACAAAAAGCAAUGGCUGCGGAGGCUGAAGGAACUCGCAUUGGUAAAGCGAAAAUCAUAGAAGCCGAUGGUGAAAUUAAAGCCGCGGAAAAUUUAAGAGAGGCCUCUAAUAUCAUGACAGAAAGACCACAAACUAUCCUUCUAAGAUACUUGCAAACUUUAAAUUCUAUAACAUCGCAAAGUAAAACGUCAAUUAUUUUCCCCUUUCCAAUAUCAAUACCAAAUGCUCAAUAAAUACGAGCAAUCAAAAGAAGUCUUCUUUAUUUUAUUCUAUUUGAAAUAAAAUCUUUUUUGAU
Molecule: messenger RNA, 866 nt
Organism: Bicyclus anynana (squinting bush brown)
Lineage: Eukaryota; Metazoa; Arthropoda; Insecta; Lepidoptera; Nymphalidae
Product: band 7 protein AGAP004871-like
Exons: 7
Coding region: 1-804 (267 amino acids)
Cellular component (GO): plasma membrane
Source: RefSeq, a predicted model, not a curated record